AUUUUUGGCGUUGAAACGUUACGGAUACCGCCAACGGAAGUGCAGUGAAGAUUUUUCUAGUGUUUCAGUGUUUUCGCUAAACUACCUGAUUCGGCCGGUAACCUAGAAAACCAAAGUGAUUUUUGUUUUUCAGUUUUUUUUUAUUUGUAAUUAAACGAUAAUUAGACACGAAAUAUUUAAAAAUGCCAAUCAAAGUGCCAUCACCCACACAAGCGCAAGUUGACGAGCUACGAACUUUAUUCAACGAGAAGUAUGAACAAAACCCACCAAAUGUGCCUUUUCAUCCGGUCGAUCUCGACCGAAUUCGCAAAUCAGAUAUUUGGUGUACGCGCUUUCUCGAAGUGUCCGAUUUGGAUAUGCAAAUCUCCUUAGGCAAACUCUGGGACACUUGUAUAUGGCGGCAGGAGUAUGGAACGAAUGAUUUGAACGAAAAUAAUUUGGUCAAGGAAUACCUACACGAUGGCGUCGUAUUUGCGCGCAACAAAGAUUUGGAUGGAAAAACGUUGCUUAUCUUUCGAACAAAGCUGCAUGUUAAGGGCGCAAAGAAUAUGGAUGAAGUGAUUCGCGUGGUGGUCUAUUGGAUCGAGCGCAUACAUCGCGAAACGAAUAUGGAUCAAAUGACGAUUUUUUUCGAUAUGGCUGGCACAGGUGUGGCCGGCAUGGAUGUAGACUUUGUGAAACGAAUUAUAGAGACAUUCAAACUUUACUAUCCCAAUGCGCUGAAUUAUAUACUCAUUUUCGAAAUGGCCUGGAUGCUGAACGCUGCAUUUAAAAUGAUAAAGGGUUUUCUACCAGCCAAGGCAUUGGAAAUACUCAAAAUGAUAUCGAAGAAAGAUAUUAAUCAGUACAUCGAUAAAAAUAAUUCUCUCGCCAGCUGGGGUGGCAAUGACCUAUACGAAUUCCAGUUUGUGCCGGAAAAAUUGCAAAGACCGACUACACUGACUGUGAUAGUUAAUGGAGGCGCGUCAGCAGCACCAAGUUCACCAGACACACAGAACGGAAAUGAAAAGAAGGUGCAUUUUGCCAACAAUAACCGAAUGUACGCGGGAUCCGAAAUGCCAGAAUGCGAGCGCGGUUAUCAAACCCUGGACCCAACGAGCACAAUGUUGCGGAUUUCACCAAACGAUAACAUUUACUUCAAUCGAGGCGAGAACAGCGAGAGCAUAAUUGAACUCACUUGCAUCGGAAAAGAGGCAAUCAUCUACAAAAUUCAAACUACAGCGCCGGAAAAAUUUAGAGUGCGUCCACGUUGCGGCUAUUUGGCGCCAUCCGAGACGGUGUCAGUGAGCCUUAUGUUGAAACAGGACUAUCAUUUGGGUGAAUCGCCGAAAGAUAAAUUUCUCGUUAUGUGCAUGACAGCUCCCGCGGGUAUUGAUCCAUCACAACAGAGCAUGAGUGAGACGUGGAAGCUAAAGCCUCCAAAUGGCAGUGAUGUGGAACAACAUCGUCUCACCUGUAAUUACAGAGGCAACGCAAGUGGUGCGAGUACACCCGGUCACUGCGUCUGUGGGCAGGGUGGAGCGCGUAGUGGUGGCCCGGACGAAGGGAUUGCUUCGGCGAAGAGUGUCAAUACUGUUUCGGAUCUGUCAUCGCACGCCAAACUCCUGGAAAGUCAGUUGCGGUUUACACAAAUUCUCCAAUGUGUCACCCUCGUCUUUUUAUUGGCACUCUCUGUAGCCGUUGUAUAUCUUCUGAAGACGCAAUUAAAUCGCUUACCCGUUUGUGGCGGUGAAGAGGAAUGCAGCGCUGCGCUUGGAAGCAAUUGCCCUGGGCGGAAUCUAUAA
Molecule: messenger RNA, 1784 nt
Organism: Anastrepha obliqua
Lineage: Eukaryota; Metazoa; Arthropoda; Insecta; Diptera; Tephritidae
Product: motile sperm domain-containing protein 2-like
Exons: 7
Coding region: 183-1784 (533 amino acids)
Source: RefSeq, a predicted model, not a curated record